Cloeon dipterum is the source of this 766-nucleotide messenger RNA. Its product is annotated as poly [ADP-ribose] polymerase tankyrase-1-like. NCBI's taxonomy places the organism in Eukaryota, Metazoa, Arthropoda, Insecta, Ephemeroptera, Baetidae. The record is from RefSeq and is a predicted model, not a curated record. The coding region runs from base 16 to 633 and encodes 205 amino acids. Gene Ontology annotation, cellular component: nucleus. Gene Ontology annotation, molecular function: NAD+ poly-ADP-ribosyltransferase activity; NAD+-protein mono-ADP-ribosyltransferase activity. The transcript has 4 exons.
AAUUGAAAGGAAAUCAUGUCUGUCCUGCAAGCGUUGCGUGAGACUGACCCUGAGUACACGGAUGUGGUGAAGAAAAUGAAAGAAUCCAUUGUCUCCCACAGGAAUGGAAUUCCGCUCUCGGAUUACGUCGUGACCAAGGUGGAAAAGGUGGUUAAUUCGAAGUUGGAGUCGCAGCACAAAUCAAUCAUCAAGAUGAUCAAAAUGGAAAUGAGCAAGGAAGAUGCAGCCAAUGCACUGACGUUGCAUCUUUAUCACGGCAGUCCAAAUGCGCAGAAAAUCGCCCUUGGCGGAUUCGAUGUCGAAUUUUCGGCUACUCAAAAUAUGUUUGGCAAAGGCAUUUACUUUGCGGCGCUGUCGUCAAAGAGCAAUCAGUACGCGUGGGGCAACAACGCCGGGUGUCCGCAGCACCGGAGCCGUUCUUGUUGCGUUUGUCCACGCCAGUUGCUGCUUUGCGAGUGCUUCAUGGGCAAGCCGUUCAAGCCGACGCGCGCCAAUGAGCCCGUGCCCAGGGGCUUCCACAGUGUCAUCGCUGAGCCGGCAAACGUGUCUGGCCUCCGAUACCCUGAGUACGCCAUACUCAACAGUGCCCAGGCGUUGCCGCAGUAUCUGAUCACAUACAACAUCAAGCCCUGAAUUGAGGAUCACGUGGAGUGUGUGCUUUUAAAUUAUCAACAAAAAUAUAGGUGUUCUCACAAUUUAAGUCCAAGCAAAUUGUCUUGAAUGAAUUUAUGUUUUUAAAAUGUCAAUGACGUAAGAAUAAUAAAUA